AUGACGUACUCGAAUGCAAAGGACAUUUGGGACAAAUUAAUUAGUGUUUUUGAACAAAGCAGUAUUCAGAGACUUAAUUUAUUGAUGACACAAUUUUUUCAAGUUGGUAGAGAUCCUAAUGACAAUGUUGGUACACAUGCAGCUAAAGUUGAAAGAAUCUACACGGAUAUGAACUGUGAAUUAAAUCGUAUUGGAUCAAGUAAUAUUCCAGAAGAAUUAUUGCAUGGUAAAAUAUUGCUUACUGUGGGUCCAGAAUUUCAAGAAUUCAGCAAUGUUUGGGAGUCUCUAGACUCUGAUAAACGAACAACCAAGAAUCUUGUUGAAAAAUUGUGUACAAUUGAACAACGUGUUAAAUCCAACGCUGCUGUGGAUUAUGGCGCAUUUGCAGCUCGUGUGCCUGGUUUUAAGCAAAAACCUGUGAAAAAUGGGGAAAGACUUCCUGAAAGUACUCCUGUAGGUAAUAAAUCUAGCAAUUUCAAGCAAAAGAACUGUUUUAAGUGUGGUUCGAAUACAUAUCUUUGUAAGGACUGCCCUAAGAGAAGGUCAAAUGUCUCAAAGCAUAAUAAAGGUGCAUUUGCUGCUAGUGCAGACAGUACACAUCCUGAUGUUUGGGUCUGUGAUUCUGGUGCUUCACAUCACAUGACUGCUAACAAACAGUACUUUACUUCGUACAAACAUUUUCCUGUGCCCAUUGAGGUAUCACUUGCUGAUAAUAACAAAAUCUAUGCAUAUGGAUUUGGCAGAAUAAACAUUGAAGUUUGUAUUCAAGGUAAAUGGUAUGAUGCUCACAUGGAAAAUGUCUGGUAUGUCCCUGAUGUGAAAUGGCAUCUCUUCUCUGUACAAAGGCUACCAAGCAUGGAGUUGAAGUAA
Molecule: messenger RNA, 870 nt
Organism: Argiope bruennichi
Lineage: Eukaryota; Metazoa; Arthropoda; Arachnida; Araneae; Araneidae
Exons: 1
Coding region: 1-870 (289 amino acids)
Source: RefSeq, a predicted model, not a curated record